Thlaspi arvense is the source of this 261-nucleotide messenger RNA. NCBI's taxonomy places the organism in Eukaryota, Viridiplantae, Streptophyta, Magnoliopsida, Brassicales, Brassicaceae. The record is from the annotation of a GenBank genome assembly.
AUGAACAAUCUGCCAGAGGACUGCAUCGCCAAGAUCCUUUCCUUGACUACGCCCCGCGACGUUUGCCGAUUGUCGGCCGUCUCCAGGAUUUUCAGUUCCGCCGCCGACUCCGACGAUGUCUGGAAUCAUUUCUUGCCUUCCGAAUUCCCCGCCGGAUUUGCGGCACCUGAGGGUCUUCCCACCAGGAAACGCCUCUUCUUCUCCCUCGUCGAUAACCCUCUUCUUCUUCUCCACGAUCCCCCACAUUUGGUAUCUUUCUGA